This is a messenger RNA of Phialemonium atrogriseum, 3148 nucleotides long. RefSeq lists its product as uncharacterized. The transcript is spliced from 5 exons. Gene Ontology annotation, molecular function: DNA-binding transcription factor activity, RNA polymerase II-specific; DNA binding; zinc ion binding. The record is from RefSeq and is a predicted model, not a curated record. NCBI's taxonomy places the organism in Eukaryota, Fungi, Ascomycota, Sordariomycetes, Cephalothecales, Cephalothecaceae. Gene Ontology annotation, biological process: DNA-templated transcription; regulation of DNA-templated transcription. Bases 283 to 2697 code for a protein of 804 amino acids.
UCCGUCGAUUGCUCCGUCGAUUGCUCCGUCGAUUGUUCCGCUAAAUGUCGACUUCCUCCGUCAACUCCUCCGUCGAUGCCUGCCCGUGUUUGGCGAUGCAGAAUGGCCGAGAGAACUCGCAACCCUAACGGAACUGUGGUAUGACUACCUUACCUAGACACUCACAAACGACAUCUUACGACAUAAACAUACACCCACAAAGUUUGCGAUUUCGAUCCCGCCGGCGUGGUAAUUGCCGACCGAAAUUGUCACCGCCACCCGCAGCAGAGCAGGUCUAUUUCAAUGGAUAUGACCCCAGCUUCAUCAUCGUCGCCAGUGACAGCGUUCGACCAGGCACAGGCACAGGCACAGGCACAAAGACCGGCAUCUUCUACCGAUGACCCGCCUAGUCUGACACCGACACAUGCUGACCACCCUGAGGCCGCACUAGAGGCAGAAUUGGUUGACCGCCGGCGCCACAAACUGCAGCUGUCAUGUACCUUCUGCCGGCGUCGCAAGAUACGAUGCGACCGUCAGCUUCCGUGCCAGACCUGUGUCAGCAAGGGAAUCGCCCUGUCCUGCACCUACAAGCCGGGUCCGCAGCGAAAGGGCACAGCCACGGCUACUGUAGGCGAGCGUAUCCGGGAGCUCGAGGCCCUAGUGCGCUCCUUGGUGCACCAGCAGCAGCAGGCCCCACAAACGCCCGCAGUAUCGCCUUUCACAGACCCCCCAACGCACUCCUUCGGGGGUGCGGACACGCCGCUGCAGGACGUAUCCGUGGGCACAAGCCCAACCCGAGGCCCCAGCAGCGGGGGAAUCACUCCGAUAUCUUCUGCCGACGACGACGCAGUCACAGGACGGCUAACUGCGUCCCCCCUCACCCGCGGUUCGUCCGUGCUUCCCAGCAAGCCCGCGCCCUCGGAGCACGGCAGCAUACCCCGGCGCAUGCACUCGCACGAUGUGAAAUACGUCAGCAGUGUUCACUGGGCUGCCGUCCUUGACAGCAUCUCUGAGCUCAAGGAUCACUACGAGAAGGAGAAGGAAGAGGAAGUGAGGACGCUGGCCAACGACGACUACAUGCCGCGCUACAGCCCUGGUCCUCGGCUGUUGUACGAACCUGUGCAGGCGACCAAAGCCGAAAUUCUGGCCUCGAUCCCGGCCCGGCCCGCGGUGGACCAUAUGGUGGGGCGAUACUUUAAUGCACAAGGCGUUGUGCCAGCGUUUCUUCACAGUGGCCAAUUUCUCCGAGAGUAUGAGAGCUUCUGGAAGGAUCCAGUUGCCGCGCCUUUGGCCUGGAUCGGCCUCUUGUUCAGCAUCAUGUGUGUCUCGACGCAAUACCAUCGGUUGGCCGAGGGCCCGACAGACCCUGAAGCGCUGAUGCGCGCCUACCUGUUCCGCGACCGCACUGUUCACUGUCUCGUCCUGGGCCAGUUCACCAGAGGGGGUCCGCAUGUGCUGGAGACCAUGAUCAACAAUAUUGGCAGCGAAGUAUUUCUGUCCAAGGACCCGGAUAUUGGGCUCUGGCUUCUGCUGGGUAUGGUGGUGCAGAUCGCCUUGAGCCUGGGCUAUCAUCGAGACCCCAGCAACCUUCCGAACAUGUCGCCAUUUACCGGCGAGAUGCGGCGGCGCGUAUGGGCAGCUGUCGUGCAGAUGGACCUGCGGCUUUCGAUCCAGAUGGGGCUGCCGCGCCUUCUCAAGUCGCAGCAGUGCGACACGGCCGAGCCCCGCAACCUGCUAGACUCGGACUUUGACGAGGCGACCGUCGAGCUGCCCCCGUCGCGGCCCGAGACCGAGGUGACACCGGUACUCUACGGCCUAGCCAAAAACAGGAUCGACAGCAUCAGUGGGCUGAUAGGUGAUCUUGUCGCUGACACCCGGGAACACCCGUACUCGGAGAUUCUAGAAUUGCACCGCAAGCUGCAAGAGGCCGAGGCCUCGCUGCCGCCCAUCUUCCGGUGGCAGCCCAUCAGCCAGUCGUUCAUGGUGCUGCCGCAGAUUGUCUUGUACCGUGUAUGGCUUCAACUCGCCGUGCAGCGGCUGGUGAUCUGGCUCCACCGCAAAUACCUCGCCCCGUCGUAUGCCCAGGAGCAGUACGAGCAUUCACGAAGUGCCUGCGUGCAGGCUGCAAUCAAGAUCCUCGAGUUCCAGCAACUGAUCGACGAGGAGACGCAGCCCGAUGGGCAGUUGUAUCCCGUACGCCGGAUGCAGUCCUCGAUGAUACAGUCCGUCUUCCUGCUGGGCAUGAGCGUGCUCUGCUACUACAUGCAGCUGGCAAAGACCUCGCCAGAUGUGCCGCUGGACCGAGAUACGGGCGCCAGGAUCCGUGGCUUGCUGCGAAACACAUAUCCAAUGUGGCUGCGCUCGAGCACCGUAUCGCGGGACGCUCGAGAGGCGGUCGAGCAUCUACGUCUCUUGCUCGGGCUGGGUCGGGGUCAACAAGAACAUGAAGAAGGCACACCGCUCGCACAGGAAGCCUCGCCUCAAUUCGCCUCUGUAUCUGUACCCCAGGACGCAGCCAUCUCGCUCGACCAGGCCUCUUGGGUCGCUUACCAAGAAUGCAUCGCAAAUUUCCCCGUGGCCUUUGAUGCCGACUUCAUUGCCUUGGACGUGCCCGAAACGUCUCCCGCGAUGGGCGCCUCCAUGACGGGCUCGCUGUUUGCGGACACGGCCGAGCUGGACACGGGGUGGAUGGCGCCAAGGCCUUUCUCCGGGGCGUGAGAGUCAACUUGAGGGCUGGCUGCCUGAUGAAUCACCCUUGAUGCGGAGGGAAGGAGGAGAGCCCAUCAUGUCCAAGCCGCCUUUUCGCAGAAACUCGGCGUUAUUCGGAAGGGAACCUUCUGCUACGCUAGAACAGAACUGGCAACCCCGAAGAGAGACAUGGUGCCACCCAUGCGAUGUCCUGAAAAGAAUGUUGACGCUGAUGCUCAGUGAAUCUCGCUCGAGGUUUCCCGUCUUUCCGACCUUCAGCUUCGGUGCUGCUGUGACCUCUGCAACCCCCAUUCGUCUUUUAAGCGUUCACCUGCUGCUUGUGUGUCAAAAUCUACCAAGUUACUAUCCUUUCCCCCAGAAGAACGGAUAUUCAUUCACCUUGGUUCAAGCCGAUCCGGACAUGCACCCUGGCCCUGGUUCCACCCUGCAGUAAUUAGAUUGUAAUUAAGAUUCAGACGCC